Messenger RNA from Cygnus olor (mute swan), 12594 nucleotides. It is a transcript of the gene ZBTB21, whose product is annotated as zinc finger and BTB domain containing 21. The record is from RefSeq and is a predicted model, not a curated record. Gene Ontology annotation, cellular component: nucleus. Gene Ontology annotation, biological process: regulation of transcription by RNA polymerase II; negative regulation of DNA-templated transcription. Gene Ontology annotation, molecular function: protein binding; RNA polymerase II cis-regulatory region sequence-specific DNA binding; DNA-binding transcription factor activity, RNA polymerase II-specific. The transcript is spliced from 2 exons. Lineage: Eukaryota; Metazoa; Chordata; Aves; Anseriformes; Anatidae. The coding region runs from base 3273 to 6446 and encodes 1057 amino acids.
UGGGCUCUGCACACAGAGGCCCCCCCUGCAGCCCCCUCCUACCAAAACCUUGCCACAUAAACCCAAGACAACUAGCACAGCUGCAGGAGGUGUGAACUGUGGUGUGCAGAUAGGAUGAACCAAAGAGAGCAGGAAUAUUUUGGAUCAACUUUAUUACUGAAAAGUGUUCGUGCAGUGAAAUUUUAACACAGUGUACAUUUACACUAGUAAUCUUUGUGGGGAUUUUUUUUGGUUUAUUUUUAAAUCUGUCUUAAGGCUUUCUGGUGGUCCGUGUAAAUGUGUUGAAAUGGUUCUGCAUCACCAGUUCUGUUUUUGUUUUUUAAUGCAUCAUAUAACUUGUUUUAUUUCUGACUGUUGCGUUUAAAGGCUGUUAAGCUGAAAGUCAAGCACUUGAAUUGGGAAAGUCCGGGAUUAAAGCUGCCUUUGCAGGAUUAAUUUGGUCCCUUGCUAGUUGCAGAUGUUGCAGCCUUGGUUACUAUUAAAGUGACGGAGUUACAUUACGCCAGAGCUCUGCCUCCUUCAGUGCACAGAAGCUGUGUUUUGAGAAUGAAACGGAGGAUUGUACUAGCAUGAUUACCUCUGUCUUGUGUAAUGUAAUAAAUUGAAGGUGUUCUACGAAUAAAAAGGAGAACGCAGAAAGAAAAAUACUGUUGGAUUCUGCUUGAGAUGUGUCAAUUUUACACCCAUCUGUACUAAUAGCAUUACUGUGUUACGCUGAACAAGUGAACACACAGUAAUUGCACGUUUAUUUUGCAAAUGUCUUUACAGAAGACACAGGUCCUGGGUAAAGCAGAUUAAAAUGAAAGAUUUGAAAAUAUUUCAGAACACUUGACUGUCUCCUACCCAAAGUGUCCUUGAAGUAUGGGUUGAGCAGCAACUUCCAGUGGGUGUCUCUACAGUGAUGCUUUUGGUUCAAGUUUCCCUCCUAAACACAUUGUUGAUUUAUCUCCAUACACCAUGCUGCAGCUUGCAUCACGGAUAAAUCACUUGAGCAUGUAAACACAAUUUCUUUCAAGUGAAACUAAAGGAAAAGAUGCAUUCCUGGAGGACACGUCGUAACAAUGCUGCAAGUGUUAAUGAGUGCGCAGACCUGGAGACUGGACUGUCAGACCCCACCACUUCAAAUGGCAGAGGUGUCCAGAAAGUAGCUCACGCCCCAGACAGUACUUUUACAUAAAACAUAGAAAGCAGAACAAAACAGAUGGGUUUCUCACAUUCAUAGAAGCCUAACAGUUCUGCUUUUUUAGAGGGAGGUGUGGGGGAAUUGAGGAUAAAUGACUGUGUAUGAAGCAACACUGCAAGGCACAGAAACUCUCAGUUAAGAGAGAUCUGGUGAGGAAACAGAAUUCUGCUGCUGCUAUUGCCGUGAUGCUGUUAAUUCAUUUGGUAGUCUCAGAUCUACAAGUGGUAGCUCAGUCCUGUGGUAUGACCAGUGCUCUGGGACACUGUAUCCCACACCUUUGAAGUCAUCUCAGUAAUACCAAUUUAGACUUUGAUCACCUCAUCUUUCUAGCCACUGGUUGUAAGAUUUCCCAUUCCUAUUUAUUAAUUAAAGGGUUAUGAUUUCUUACUUUUUUGAUACAUUUUUUUAGCUUUGCUUGUGAGUUGAUGAACAGUGAAACCUUUGUGUUAUAGUAGCAUACCCCAUAUAUAAAUAUCUUUAAAAUAGUUUCUUAAAUCAGCUGCAAAAAGAAUAGAACUGCUUUUAACAGACACGUCGUUGACUUGUUUGUUCUAUGUCACCAUAGAGGAAGAUAGUGUAAAAUUCAUACUUACAGGUUAAUGAAAUUAUAAGAGUGUCCAUGACAACAAAAUAAAAUUGGAUAUCGCUGAUUUUUUGGGGUGUGUGUGCAUGUGCACAAAUACAUAAAUUCCAAUCCAUACUGCAGAAGUGGUUUGCUUAAACUAACUUAAAACCUGAUUCUCUUCUCAUAUUAAGGUCUAACCAGGAGCAGUCAGUUGAGUUACGGAGACAUCCUGUGCUACAGAGCGGGCUCUGUUUGAAGCAUAUGCAACAGAGGGAUUUCAGCACUGCAGUUUAAUUUGUGCUUAUUGUACUCUUGGAUGCAUCUGGGGUUAACUGUUCCUCAAGUAUAUAGGUUGUGGGCAGAAACUGCUUUUAUGCUAAUAAAUAAGGUGGGACGGUCAGUUCACUGAUAAUUUUUAAGCUAGAACAAAGCACUGCGGGGAUACUUCAAGUAAAAUCAAGAGAUUUCCAAGAAACCAGAUCGUGACAGAGCAGUUUAAGGAGUCAUACAUGUAUCAUAGCUAGAAGGGUAUGUUAACAACACUCAUUAAAUAUAAGCGAACAUGAUGAAUUAAUCUAGAUUACAGACAAUAAUCCUGCUUCUUUCUCCCUCCCCAAUAUUAUUGUCCUUUCUAGCCUAUUAAAAAUAACAACAAAAACCCUUUAAUUUGCUUGGUCAGCAGUAGACUGUCAGGGUUGCUUAACUUUAGAAGGUGACUUGGUAUAAUUAGGCCUUAGGUAUCUGUCCUCAUUUCAGCUGGGACAGAGUUAAUUUUCUUCAUAGCUGCAAGUACAGUGCCGUGUUUUGGAUUUAUAAUGAAAUUAGGGGCGAUGACAUGCCGAUGUUUUAGCUGUAGCAGAGCAGCGCUUGCACAGAGCCAAGGACUUUCCAGAUCCUCAUGCUGCCCUGGCAGCGAGGAGGCUGGUGGUGCAUCAGGACCCGGGAGGGGACACAGCCAGGACAGGUGACCCAGGCUGGCCAGAGGGAUGUCCCACACCACAGGCGUCGUGCUCAGCAAUAAAACUGGGUUGUUGGCUGAGGCAGGGGGGGCUGCUGCUGUCUGGGGACUGGCUGGGCAUCAACCAGCUUGUGCUGAGCUGUUUUGUUGUGCAUCGCGUGCUUUUUGCCUUUCUUUUCUUCGUCCGUUCUUCUGUUUGUCCAUUCUUUCAUUCAGUCUUCCAUUCUUCCUUUUGUUCUUUCAUUCUUCCCUUUGUUCUUUCCCUCUCUCAUUCUUUCCUCCUUUCGUUCAUUCAUUUGUUCUUAUUAAACUGUCUCAACCCACAAGUUCUUGCACUUUUACUUUUUUCGGUUCUCCCCCAUCUCUCCGCGGGGGAGGGAGCGAGUGUCUGUGAGGUACCUAGCUGCCUGCUGAGUUAAACCACAACAGUAUCUGAUUCAGAAGUUCAUCGCUGCAAUUGCCAAGGUAGAUCUUCAUAAAGCUAAAGCUGAGAAAAAGAUGAGCAAGUGAAACAAUUAAAUGGCAUUCCUUCAUGUGGACGGCUACACUGCAGAAACAUCCGAAUCAUGGAGGGGCUCUUGCAUUACAUAAAUCCGGCACAUGCCAUCUCACUUCUAAGCGCACUGAAUGAGGAGCGUCUAAAGGGACAGCUGUGUGAUGUUGUUCUUAUAGUAGGAGACCAGAAAUUUAGAGCUCAUAAAAAUGUUCUGGCUGCCAGCAGUGAGUACUUCCAGACUCUGUUCACAAAUAAGGAGAAUGAGUCUCAGUCGGUGUUUCAGCUCGACUUUUGUGAACCAGAUGCUUUUGAUAAUGUGUUAAACUACAUUUAUUCCUCAUCCUUGUUCAUUGAGAAAGGCAGUCUCGCAGCUGUACAAGAACUGGGCUACAGCCUUGGAAUAUCCUUUCUUACAAACAUUGUUUCUAAGAGCCCUCAAGCUCCUUUUCCAGCUUGCCCCAUUAAGAAGAUACUGUAUCAAGAUGAAGAGGAAAGUAGUUCUCAGAAGAGAAGUGUCAUUGUCUGUCAGAACAGAAGUGAAGCACAAGGGAAGAGUAUAAAUCAAACACAACAUGAUUUAAGCCAUACUUCUAAACCUUUACCCUCUGUUGCUGUCAAAACUAGCAUUAGACCACAAGCAGCAAAACCAACUGAAACCCUUCACAAUUUAUCACUCACUGAAAGGAGAUGGCUGAAAGACAACCCUGUGAGCUAUACCAAGCUUCAUGAAACUUCUGGAACUGUAGAGGAUCAGAGCAGAUGUGGUUUGGUGAAAAGGAAUACAGUACUGCCUCAAAAGCCCUUAGCAGAGAAAGAAAUUGCAAGCGAUGAACCUGGAAGCAGUGGCCAGCUUUUGAGAGGAAAGGCUGCAGAGAUGUCAUUAAAGAGGCCGCGUCCACCAGUCUUAUCUCUGCGUGGCUCAUCGGAAUCUACGUUUUUGUUGCGAGAAGCAGGAAAAGGAAAUGGUCAAGGUGAAGAUAGGAAUUUGCUAUACUACUCAAAGUUAGGACUGGUAAUCCCGUCUAGUGGAUCUGGUCCUGAAAACCAAAGUAUUGACCGAAGUGGGCCGCUUGUAAAAAGUCUCCUUCGAAGGUCACUGUCCAUGGACAGUCAGGUUCCUAUUUAUUCACCUUCUGUUGACCUAAAACCUUCACAGGUAUCAUCCUCCUCCUCACCAGGAACUAACGAUUCCCAGAAGACAUUUAAUGUUGCAUCUCAGAAGUCGUGUUUGAAGGAGUCAUCAGAGAAGUUAGUCUUAGAUGAAAAGCCACAGGUAAUGCACCCACACCGCCUUAGGUCUUUCAGUGCCUCUCAGUCAACCGAUAGGGAGGUGGCGUCCCCUCUCACAGAGGUGCGAAUAAAAACUGAACCUAGCAGUCCACUUUCAGAUCCUUCCGAAAUAAUUAGAGUUACGGUGGGCGACGCAUCAGUAUCUACGAAUAAAGACUUUGCUUUCAAAACCGAGGAUGAUCAUAAGGAGCCAAGUAGACUUCCAGCAAAGAGGAGAUUUCAAGCAGAUAGAAGGCUGCCGUUUAAGAAACUGAAGGUGAAUGAGCAAGGUUCUCCUGAGUCAGAAGAAAACUUUGAGGAAGGCUCAAGCCCUACGCACCUUGAUGCUGAUUUUGCUGAUUCCGACGUCAGUAAAGAUGAAUACAGUGAGAUGGAAGAAGCAAGACCAAAUAAAAAAUUUAAAUGCAAGCACUGCCUUAAAAUUUUCAGAUCAACAGCGGGUCUUCACCGUCAUGUUAACAUGUAUCAUAAUCCAGAGAAGCCCUAUGCUUGUGACAUAUGCCACAAGAGAUUUCACACCAAUUUCAAAGUGUGGACACACUGCCAGACACAGCAUGGAAUCGUGAAGAAUCCCUCGCCAGCUUCCAGCUCACAUGCUGUUUUGGAUGAAAAAUUCCAAAGAAAACUGAUCGAUAUAGUGAGAGAGAGGGAAAUUAAGAAAGCUCUAAUAGUUAAACUAAGACGUGGCAAGCAAGGUUUUCAGGGACAGUCUGCUUCACAAGCACAGCAAGUCAUCAAAAGGAAUUUAAGAUCGAGAACCAAAGGAGCCUAUAUUUGUGUCUACUGUGGGAAGGCUUACCGUUUCCUCUCUCAAUUCAAACAGCACAUAAAAAUGCAUCCAGGGGAAAAACCAAUUGGAGGAAAUAAGGCUCCCAAGCAGAAAGACCACAUUCACAUUGAAAGUCCGGUAGAAAACAAAGAAGUUUAUCAGUGCCGUCUCUGUAAUGCUAAGCUGUCUUCGCUUAUCGAGCAGGGGAAUCAUGAGCGACUCUGUAGAAACGCUACUGUCUGUCCUUACUGCAGCCUUAGAUUUUCUUCUCCGGAGCUGAAGCAUGAGCACGAAAGCAAGUGUGAAUACAAGAAGCUCACUUGUCUCGAGUGCAUGCGCACCUUUAAGUCGUCCUUCAGUAUUUGGCGUCAUCAAGUGGAAGUCCACAAUCAGAACACCAUGGCUCCCUCGGAGAACUUUUCUUUACCUAUCCUGGAUCACAAUGGAGAAAUAACGAGCUCGUCGAGAUUGCCUCCCCAGCCGGAGUCUAAUAAAGUGAACAAUUUUGCUGCGAAGGAGGAUGGAGUAUUCAGUGACUCGUCAGAGCAGAUCAACUUUGACUCUGAAGACUCCUCAUGCCUGCCUGAAGACUUAAGUGUUUCCAAGCAGUUUAAAAUCCAAAUCAAGGAGGAGCCUGCAGAUGACGUAGAGGAAGAGGUCACUGAAACGAGCAGAGAACCGAAGGAAGUGGUCUCCAACAAAGACGCCGGCCUGUGGCCCUGUGAGAAGUGCGGGAAGAUUUUCACUGUGCGCAAGCAGCUGGAGCGUCACCAAGAGCUCCUGUGCUCCGUGAAGCCGUUCAUUUGCCACGUGUGCAACAAGGCCUUCCGAACCAAUUUCCGGCUGUGGAGUCACUUCCAGUCCCAUAUGUCCCAGGCUACAGAGGAGUCCUCGAAUAAGGAGCCUGAGAUGUGCCCACCCGCUAAUUCCCCAUCACCGCCACCUUUACCUCCGCCCCCACCGCUGCCCAAAAUCCAGCCUUUGGAGCCUGAUAGUCCGACAGGCUUGUCCGAAAGCUCCGCUACUACUGAGAAAUUAUUUGUCCCGCAGGAGUCAGACACGCUCUUCUAUCACGCUCCACCGCUCUCGGCAAUCACGUUCAAAAGACAAUACAUGUGUAAACUCUGUCACAGGACUUUCAAGACAGCUUUUAGUCUUUGGAGCCAUGAACAGACACACAAUUAGCUUUAACAGAUACCUUAAAGAGCUGGCUCAGUGGAGGCUAUUUUCAGGAUCUCGGACGUAUGCCAUAUAAACCAGAAAACGAAGAGGAUCAAAGCAAUGACGACAGAAGAUUGGGAAUUUGUGAUGCUGCUUGGGUUUGAAGAUUAAGGUAAACUAACUUUGUUAGUAGAUAGCAAGCCGAGUAAUUUAAAAUACUGUGGUCUGGGAUCUAAUAGCAACAGAAUAAUUUUGAUUUCAUUUAACACUGAAAUGCGAUCGCAUCUGGAUUGUAUGCAUGGAUCUUCAUCCUGUGAUGUUGGUGUGCGCGUGUGUAUUAUAUAUAAAGUUAUAUAUUAAAUGAAAGAGCAACAACAAUGUGGAUUCUAACUGUGAGUUUAUAGUAGUGAAAUACUGUAACCAACUUCACUGAUUUUUUUUUUUUGCUUUUUUCUUUUAAAGAAACCAACACACAAGCUCCAUAUAAAUAGCUGCCAUGCGCUUGCAGUUAGGGAGGAAGUGGAUGGAGUGUCUUGCUGUAUUGACUUAGGUCUUAGAGAUCUUUAGCAAUAACAAAUAAACCUCAAGUUUCAGUAAUCCUGGUAUUAUUGGAUACGAAUGUUUGAUAUUUUAAGGGAAGAUAGAAUUGUUUGUUGUUAUAUGGAACUUGUACAAAUUAAAAUAGAAUCUAAAGUCAGCAAUAUUAUUACUGAGAUUUUAUAUAAAAACAGCAGCAAGCCUGCUUUCAGCCAUUUAAUUAUAAGUUUCUAAGAAAAAUUGGGGGAGGGGGUACAUCGCUUUAUAUAAUGUCCCAAAGAAUAAUUUACUAUAGAUAUUUCGGUAGCUAAAGUCGUAUUAACAACCAUUAUAACUCAAAUGGUACUGUUUAUAACAUGAAGUAAGAUUGAAUAGAUGUCAGACGAGUUUCAAAAUUUUGUUUCCACUGUUUGUACAACUGUUUGUAAUUCUAACUACAAAGGAAUGUAUAACUAUUAAAUCAAAACGAGAGCUCGUUAAGGGAUAGAAGAAGAAUAGUUGUGUUCCUACACACAGUAAUAAGCUUGGCCAUGAGUACAAAGAUAUGUUUUAACAAAAACAAAAAAUGUAAAUAUUUAUAUAGACACCUGUAUAAAUGAAGAAGUAUGUAUUUGAGAUUCGUAUUAAGCGUGCAUAUCCAGCUCAAAGCAGAGAAGACAUCACACUACAAUCACUGUAUUUUAGGAGUACAAUGCAUAGAAUAUUUCUUUCUGCCGCUUUCUAUCAUUUGUGGUACUGUGUUGCAGUUUUCUAAUUUGUUAAAAAUCAUGGGUGUAAUGGGCUGCAGAUACUUCGUGUGGUUCCAUUAUUUUACCACAAAUCACAACUGGAGCAUUUAGCGUAAGCAGGAUCGUAGAAGCUAUAGCACGGGUCCAAAAUUACUCUGCAAGUAAAGGAAAUACUUACCCAGAAGUAGUGGUAAAUUAACAGGGAGAAGAUUUUCCGCUAGAAUUUAAACUUAAUGGAGUGGUGCUGGAUUAAAGUGAGCAGCAAGGAUGUAAGAGACUCAAACAGUGUUUGUGGCCCUGACUGAUGACCCCGGGAGGCUGGGAGAUGGGGACCGCACCGCACACUACCUAGCCAGAGCCCAGCCCGUGUCCACGGAGAGCAGCAGGAGUCCGGUGCCGAUGUCACCGGGAGCAGCAGCGAGGCUUUAAUCCUCUCUGGUUCUAAUCACGCAUUUGUUUCAGCAUCCUAAACUCAAAACGAAUUGCACACUGAUCCCAGGAUCUGAGGAUGAACAUCCUCGGUUAGGCACACACAGGGAGAGGAUUUUUCUCCCAAGUGUGCCGCUGUUAGUUUUUUUCCUAACAGAAUUUUUUAGUGUUUUUCCUGCAAUUUAAGUUUAAAAGUGUUGGCUCAGUAUGGACCACUGACUUAGUUGAGCUACCAAAAAAGGUAAUGCUAUUUCAAGCCUCUUCUUUCAUUUUUUUGAUGAAAAUCUAAAAUUGUUACUAUACAUUGUAGUAGUAACAUUUUGUCCUUUUUGUUCGCUUCCAAGCAAACUGCAUCUGAAUGUGGUUAUGUUAAACUGUAAGAAUAUCAAAUUUUUUACAUGAAAUUGCAAUUAAAACAAAUUCUUACAUACUUGGUGAAAUAAAAAAUGUCACUAUCAAAUAAGACUAAAUUUCCUUCUCACAAGAAUUAUUUAUUAAAAAAUUAAAUAAAAUGCUUAAUACACUUAACCUGAUCUAACAAAAUGAGAAAGACAUAAAGACUUGCUAAAUACGCUUUAAAUGUAUUUAAGAAAUCUGUGCAUAGAAAGUAUAAACAUGUCAACUGGUACCUAAGUUUUCACCAAUGAUUCUUCUUAACAUAAACUUUAUGAUAGUUUAUAUCCAACCUUUUAAAAAUCAGUGUGCUUUCGAAAGGAAAGUGGCAACUAGUUCAUCAACGUUACAGUCAUCUACCUUCCAGCUGGGAUUCUGCUGUAUGGUAUGAUGAUAAAUACGACACAUUUAAAAUCAAAAGCUCAUACAAUGUCUUUCAAGAAACCUUGACCUUCUUCCUAGUACACUAUGUAUUAUAUUUGACAAACAAACAAGCAGAAAUAUUUCUGGUCUAAAUAGCCUCCUUCUAAGCUUUUCUGCAGAAUUUUUUAAGUUUUGUUUUUAACUUUGAGCGUGUUCUGUGUUUUGUUUUUUUUAAAUUUGGUUCCUGCUUAGUAAAGGAAUUCAGGAUCUCUGAAGUUUAAAUAUGAGAUGUUUAUAUAGUAGUUCUGGUUUUCUAUUAGCUUUUUAUACAGUAUCUUUAAAAGCCCUUGAUAGAAGUGUUUAUUUUGGAGGAUACGGAAUAAAUAUGCUUCCACUUAUAUAACUUUAAUAUAUGUUUUAAAAGUUAAAUUAUGGAAAAAAAAUGUUAGUUGCUUGUUUAUAAAUAAAGGUCUUCUGAAGAGUGUCUAGCUUGGCCACAGCCAAAAUAAAAGGCAAAUUUAUUGACACAAAAACCUGUCCUCAUCAUAUUUUGUUUAAUUUUGUAACUGUGUACUGACGUGAUGCAAAGUUAGAGCUCUUGUUAAAUACAAAAAAGGUUUUUUUCUUCUUAAAAUUUGUGACAGGAAUGUGCAGAUGUUUUAAUAUAUAGAUUAGAAUCUUUAAUUCUUUCUUUUGGGGUUAUUUUUAUAAACUGUCCAAUAAAUCUCAGCGAACUAAACUGCUUCAGUGGAAGUCCAGUGAAAACUUCCAUUGCAUUGAAGAGGAGCAGGGUUGAACCAUGAAAUGUAUUUUGUUUUGGGACUUCUCUUCCUUUCAGGCACUAUGUUGGCAAAGGUCUAAGCAUAUGAUUAAGUUCCAUGGAGAUCAGUCUUAACUUUUUUCAAAAUACAUGCUUAAGUUUUUUGAUAUUUUGGGACCAUGAUCACCCACUGAAAGUGAGAAAUGGCAGAAAAAAUACAUAUGGAUAUAGUAUUUAAGUUCUAGAACCGAAAGUUAGAAUGAAUUUUCCUCUACGUAAAUAACUGCAUGCGCACCUAAAGUUUCCACACUUUUACAAAAACAAAGGACAUCAACCAGUAAUAAUUUACGUGGACUUCUGUAAGGCCUUUGGUAUGAUCCCCCACAACAUUCUUGCCACCUAGUUGAAGGGAUAUGGGUUUGGUGGAUGGACUGUUAGAUGGAGAGAGAAUUGGCUGUAGGUCCACGUCCAAAGGGUUUUAGUCCAACAACUCAAUGUCCAAGUGUAAACCAGUAACAAGGGGUGUCCCUCAGGGGUCUGUGCUGAGACCAAUACUACUGAAUAUCUUAAUCAGUGACAUGGACAGUGGGAUUAAGUUUGUGGAUGACACGAAGCUACUCAGCUUGUGCAUUGAUAGACCAGAGGGGAGGGAUGCCACCCAGAGGGACCUUAGCAGGCUUGAGGCGUGCGCCCCCUCAUGAAGUUCAACGAGGCCAAGAGCAAGGACUGAGUGAUGUAUGGACUGAGAGCAGCCCUGCAGAGGACUUAGGGAUACUGGUGUAUGAAAAACUGGAUUUGAGCCAGCAAUGUGUGCUUGCAGCCCAGAAAACCAACUGUACCCUGGGCUGCAUCAAAAGCAGCGUGGCCAGCAGGGUGAGGGAGGUGAUUCUGCCCCUCUGCUCUGCUCUUGUGAGACCCCACCUGGGGCACUGCGUUCAGCUCUGGGGCCCCAGCACAAGAAGGACAUGGAAUUUAUUAGAGUCCAGAGGAGGGCCACAGAGAUGCUCAGAGGGCUGCAGCACCUCUCCUGUGAAGACAGGCUGAGGGAGUUGGGGUUGUUCAGCCUGGAGAAGAGAAGGCUCUGGGGAGACCUCAGAGCAGCCUUACAGUACCUAAAGGGGGCCUGCAGGAAAGCUGGGGAGGGACUCUUUGUCAGGGAGUGCAGUGACAUGAAAAGAGGGAAAGGUUUUAAACUAAAAGAGGGUAGGUUUAGAUUAGAUACCAGGAAGAAAUUCUUCACUGUGAGGGUGGUGAGGAACUGGAACAAGCUGCCCGGAGAAGCUGUGGGUGCCCCAUCCCUGGAGGUGCUCAAGGCCAGGCUGGAUGGGGCUUUGGGCAGCCCGGUCUGGUGGGAGGUGUCCCUGCCCACGGCAGGGGGUGGAACCAGGUGGUCUUUCAGGUCCCUUCCAACACAAACCAUUCCAUGAUGCUAUGAUAAUACUGUCUCUACUUCGUGUAUAUAUAUAUUUUUUUUCCAUAAGGGGGAAUGAAACACCCCGACAGUUAAAUGAGCAGAUAACCUGCUGAAGCAGUGGGUGACACUAGAGUUUGUCUUACGUCCUUCAGAAUGGAAAUGUAGCCUUAUCUGUGAACCAAAACACACAGCCAUGAGACUUGUUCCUGCAUUUCCUAUUUAGGCAAGCAUUCUAGUGGCAUCCAGUAGAUUUUUUUUUUUGGUGGUGGUGGUUGGUUUUUUUGUUUGUUGUUUUUUAUCCCCCAAGUAGGAUGUGCGGGUUUGGUCUGAAGCUACAUGUACUCUGUUUUUUGUUCCAAGCUUCCAGUGGUAAAACUAGAAGUUCCUCACAUGGGACAAGGACAGACUAUGCCUAACUUCUUGGCACUAACAGUGAGGGUGCAAAUAUCUGGCAUGAGCCUGUAGUCUGGCAUGUGCCUAUACUGUUCAAUAAAAUUGUUUACAUUUUCCUACCAGAAGAUUUAGAUAAAAAUCAAAGUAAGGUUAGCUUUUUUUAAUGUUGCUGUUAAUGAAUCAGUGUUAAUUUUUUUUUUUUGGUUGAACACAGCCUGAUAGUAUUUUUUAAUGUCAUUGAUUCUUGUUUAUUUAAAAUGACUUGUGAAAAAUUGUACUAUAAGUGUUGUACAUAAGGGGACACUAUCAAGAGAAAGGUUGUAUACUGUAAAAGUGCUUAUCUGUAUUAACAAUACUUGAUAUGAAUAAAAUCAAUUUCGAAACAUGAAUUGACUCAUAACACUUGAGCUGCUUUGGCAUGAAAAUGCCUACUAAAGGUAUCCUCAGUUGUUUCAAGGAUGCCUGUAAAUUGUAUCUGAAUUCUGUGGGCUGAGCUUAUUUUUCAUUUUGCUUUUUCUCUAACUGUUCCAGAAUAAAGGACUUGAUCUGUUUUUCGUUUUUUGGUUUUUCAAUGAUACACAGUACCUUUUAAAGAUACAAGCUUCCCACUACUGCAGCAGCAUGUUCAAUUAAAACAUGUAUGUAAAAGCAGAAAGAAAAAAAAACUUUUUGCAAAAUAACUUCGCAAAAUAUGUACAAAGUACUCAUUUUAAAGUUUCUUCUUGACAGUGUCCCUUUUUAAAAAACAGGAAAAUGGAAUCACUUGUAGUAUUUGGGUGCAGGGGAACAGUUUCCUACAGUUUCUACAAGCUGGAAUUAUCCAAUAUAUUUGCUAUAGAAUUUUCCAAUUGGUUACAUAAAAUCACUUGUCAUUUUAAAGCAUUAUAGAGAUAAGACAAAUGAAGCCGGUUUUAUAAUCCUGUAUACCUUACAGUCAUUGUAUAUCAAUUCAAUACACCAGUGCUGAAUUUUAAUUAAGAAUGGGUUUUUACUUUUUUUAGGACUGAGACUUAAUAGCUUAGGGUAACUUUUUUCUUUAAUGUAAUGUAAAUCCAUUGCUGCUUUGUACAACUUUUUCUACUGUGUGUUUUCUUUACUUAGAUCUUGACUAAGAAAUGUUGGCGUCCAAUAAACUUACACUUUGUUUCUUUUGAA